UAAUCAAUGUCUUACGAACAAUACAAUGUUCGUUGCGUUUCUAUGUAAAUAUUUUGAUGGUUACCGAUGAUUUAUCGGAUCCUCAUAAAUCACUGAUGUGCUAGUGUAAAAUCGCCACAGCAUUACGGACCUAUAUUUGAAAGUUUAACGACCGGACGGACAUACGCUAUGUCAACUCCAGGCGAAUAUGACCCCGAUGAGAUCCCAGGCCAAUGGGCUCCUGGAAGCGUUGCUGAUGAGUUAGAAAAACUGGGUGAUAAGCCCCCGAAAGGCGGGAAGGGACGUCAUGGCCAGAAGAAGCCCAAGGACAAACGAGAGAACCCGGAUUUUGAGGACAUGCCGGGUUAUGGUGGAAUUGCCUUUGGGAAGGAUACGGAGUUUAAACCGCCUGCCCCACCGUCAGGGCCCUCAGGUGACCCGCCAAAGAUGGACUUUCCUGACCUUCCAAAGCUGUCAAAGGAUGACUGCCAGGAGGCUCUCAAAAAGUUCGUAGAAGGACAGAUGUGCUAUGGAUCCAAACCUGCCAAGGAAAUGGAGAUCACUGAUGUGAAAGGAGGCCUGGCUUUACAUCUUAAAAUGGAGACGUUCACCGAGAACCGCUCUACCAAGAAAAAGAAGAAGCCGUACAAGGGUGGGUCGGUGGACGGCCCGGAGAACGGGGAGCCACCAGCACCCUGGAACGUGGCAUGUGACUUUAAGGCCGAGUUUAAGGACGCUAAGGUCAAGAAAGAAGUGCCCCACACUGCCAAAGUUAAGAAAUGCAAGGACUGUAAGGGAAAGGGGUAUGAAAAGUGCGAUGAUUGUGACGGGUGGGGCAAGGUCGAGUGUGAUCAGUGUGACGGUUCGGGCGUCGUAGAUGAAGUCAACUGCCCGUUCUGCAUUGGAGGCAAUAAGAGAUGUAUGGACUGCGGUGGGGAUGGCCGUGUAACCUGUGAUGAUUGUGAAGGAUACAAGAAGCUCAAAUGCUUUGUCCAACUCAAAGUGAAAUUUAUUAACCACGACGACGAGUAUAUCUACGAGACGACUGAUCUUCCGGACGAGCUGGUUGCUAACGUCGGUGGCAACGUUAUCUUUGAGGAAAAGCUGCCAAUGGUCUGGCCUAUCACUGGGUAUCCAGUCCCUGAAAUCAACAAGAAAUCGCAAGAAAUGGUCAGCACUCACAGUAAAAAGUGGCCCAACGAACUUAUCCACCAACAGAGACAGACGCUGCGCGGGGUACCGGUGACCGAGGUUCACUACAAGUGGGAUGAUCAGAACCUCCGGUACUGGAUCUACGGUACUGAGCAGAAGAUAUACGCCCCUGACUACCCGCAGCAGUGCUGUUGUGGAUGUUCCAUCAUCUAGACACGCAAGCGUUAACGAGUUAAUGAUGGAUUUGAUCAUCCCACGUGCGACCUAUUCCGUUACUUUCUAUUUACGACGGAUAACAGAAUGGGUCAGUCGUUGGUAUAAGACGAUGGAUUUGAAAUGAGUUUAUGCAUUCUGCAGUAUUAAUUUACAAAUUGACCAAUACGUUACAUUUUAUGUGUAAUUGUUAUUUUUAGACGUGUUUUUACUUCCAGUAACGCAAACACAUAUACUUGUUCUAUUCUCUAAGUACUCGGUUAAAACCGCUAAAGGUUAAUUGAACUCAAUUUUCAUUUUUGUAUGAAAAUUACAUAAGCAUUAAAUGCAUAUAUAAACUACAAGAUACUAUUUAGUCUUAUCAUCAUUUUUUAAAAGGAAUGAUUGCCCCGUGAACUGGUCUAUUUUUAUUCAAAAUUUCGAACAUUUAAAUUCUACAGUUAACUGUUGUGCUAUGUACUGUCAGAUCGGCCUUUUUUCCUGUGAUUUGUAUCAUUUCUAUUAACGCCAAAUUGAUUCAUUUGUAUACGGGAUGGCGAUGUUUUAAGUGCUUUUUUAUACAUAAAACAUCAUCAACGUAAAGACGCGCAUCAACUAAUUUAAACCCAAAGUAAAAUGUUCCUUCACUGACUGUCAAAAGGCACUAACACCAACAUGAUGCUUGUAUGGUCUGUGAUGUUUGUGUGUUGUGUCUCUCGUUCAGUGUGUUUUGGGCCAUAGCCCUGUGCCUCUAAAAAGGUUUUUUUUUUGUUUAAAGUGUCGACUACUGGGCUUGUCCCUAUCAUUGUAUGUGUACAAUUACAAAUAUUUAAAAUGACAAUCAAAAACAUCAGUCAUACAUGCAGCUUUUAACAAGUUAAGACAUGGCUAUUAUAUACCAUAUUUGUCCAAUUAAUAUGCAAUCAAAUGAGUACAUUUCGUUAAUAUGAAGUCUUGUAUUGUAUAAUUCUCGAGGGUUAUAUCUAUUUUUAGAAUGUGAGUGUGAACACUAUGUGUGCACGUGCUUGAUUGUAUGAGUGUGUAUGUAUAUAAAUGCAUUUAAUGAAAACCAAUCAACUAUAUGUAUGUGUUUUUCUCAUUUAUUUUAUUAUGCAUUUUAUUUCUCAUUUAGCUUUGUAUUAUGAUAUAUUUGCUAUGUAUGUAAGGUAUAAGUCACUCGCGAGUUUCGAGACUUCUGGCCUAUAUUGUUCCAAUCAUAUUUUAACAAUGAUCUAUUUGUUGGCUUUCGAUCGAAAUGAAAAUAAAACCUGUUUUGCUAUUAAUUUCCAUUUCAUGAAAAUUAUAAUGCUUGUGUAUGUUCGACGUAAAACAUAACAUGCUAUUGUACAGCUACUGUGAUUCUACAUAAGAUUUGAAUAUAAAACAAAGAUUGGACAAUAAGAAUAGCAUUCAUAUCUCUUUCUCAAUUUUUAUACGCUUAAAACUCAAAUAAUACAAUCUUUUUUACAAUCUCACUUUAUCCAUAUAUAUUUCCUGAUAUUAUUAUUGUAUUCUGAUAAUGAUGUUAAUUGUGAUAUGGUGCCUUUUACAUAAAUUGGUUUGUGUGUUUUUUUCUACUCUGCAUUGUAUGUUUUAUGUAUAAAUAAUACUCGAAUUAAAUCUUGAUUUUAUCUCA
Molecule: messenger RNA, 2959 nt
Organism: Mya arenaria
Lineage: Eukaryota; Metazoa; Mollusca; Bivalvia; Myida; Myidae
Product: protein SSUH2 homolog
Exons: 11
Coding region: 169-1344 (391 amino acids)
Source: RefSeq, a predicted model, not a curated record